UUCUAACCAUCUCUCUCUUAUAACUAUCAAAUCCGGUUUUCAUUUUCUUCUUCUUUUAUUUUCGCAAAAGAGGCAAGCCUCAACGAUCGGAAUCCUGUCAGAGUUUGAAUUGGAGUUCUAUCCAGCUUUGAUGGAUCUACAAUUCUCAUCAACUAUGCUUCUUUUAGUUUUCUUAGUUCCUUUUUUGUUCAUGGUUUGGAUGAACACAAAAAUGUCAACCAAGCAGAAACUGCCUCCGGGGCCAAGAAAACUACCUCUCGUAGGAAAUUUGCAUAACAUGUUAGGCUUGACGCACCAGACACUCAGAUAUUUGUCCAAUAAAUAUGGACCCCUGUUGCACUUACAACUUGGUGAAUUUUCUGUUGUCUUUGUCUCUUCACCAAGAGUUGCGAAACAGAUAAUGAACACCCACGACUUGGUUUUUGCAGAUAGACCGGAAUUUUUUGCUGGAAAAAUUACUGGAUAUGAUUCUAGUGGUAUAUCACUAUCUCCCUAUGGCGAAUACUACAAGCAAGUAAGAAUGAUUUCUACAAUGGAGAUCCUUAGUGCCAAAAAGGUUCGGUCAUUUAGAUCACUAAGGGAGGAAGAAGUGUCAAAUAUGAUUCAAGCGAUUUCAUUGAAAUCCGGGUCUCCAAUCAACUUGAGUGAGAAACUUACAUCCUUGAGCAAUGACAUAGUCUCCAGGGCAGCAUUCGGUAAUAAAUGCAAAAAUAAAGAAAUGCUCGUAUCAGCACUGCAAGAAGCCGCUAGUUUGGCAGAUCUUACCUUUGAAGAUCUAUUCCCAUCACUGAAAUUGCUUCAUUUUAUUGGUGGAAUGAAAGAGAAACUUACGAGGAUACAUAAAAAGAUCGACACGAUUCUUGAAGAAAUGAUUGAGGAACACAAAAGGGAUAGAUCAUUGAGAUAUUUAGAGGAAGAUUUUGUUGAUGUACUUCUUCGGGUUCAAGACAGUGGUGAGCUUAAGGUUCCAUUGACAACCGAUAAUAUUAAAGCAGUCAUUGCGGAUAUAUUUGCUGGAGGAACUGAAUCUACUGGCACUACAAUAGAAUGGGCCAUGUCUGAACUGCUGAAAAAUCCAUGUAUGAUGGAGAAGGUACAAACUGAGGUGAGACAAGUCUUCGACGGGAAGAAACAACAUGAUGAAACGGACAUUGCAAAAUUGGAAUACUUGAAGUUAGUAGUCAAAGAGACCAUGAGACUACACCCUCCAGCUCCACUCUUAGUUCCAAGAGAAUGUAGGGAGAGAUGUGAGAUUGAUGGAUAUGAUAUCCCGGCGAAAACCAAAGUGGUUGUGAAUGCAUGGGCUAUAGCAAGAGAUCCUGAAUAUUGGAAUGACGCUGACGAAUUUCAACCAGAGAGGUUCCGUGGCAAUUCAGUCGAUUAUAAGGGCACCAAUUUUGAAUAUAUUCCGUUUGGAGCUGGUAGGAGGAUCUGUCCAGGGAUUUCGUUCGGGGUAGCUGUUGUGGAACUUACACUUGCUCAAUUACUGUACCACUUUGACUCGAAGCUUAGUGGAGAAGGGAAACCAGAAGAUCUAGAUAUGACAGAGCUCUAUGGUAUAACAGUUAGAAGAAAAUAUGAUUUGGUAGCUAUUCCGAUCCCUUAUGUUCCUUCAUGAUUUGGCUAAAUGUUGACAAUUACAAGUAAUAAUGCUUAUUCCAUUUGUAAGACAGACCAAGUGUCUGUCUGGUUUAAAAAGCACCUUUUCUUUCUUUGUUUUUGUUAUUGUAUGCGUGGUGUGUGGUGUGUUUGGUGUAAGCACAUGAGUUGUCUAGUGUUAAGGAUAGAGAAUCAUAUGCUGAAGACUCUCAACCAAAACAGCUAGCAUACCGUGUAUGAAGGAAAUGACCGAGUAUUUUGCAUCUGCUUUUAGAUAAGUCUUACGGUUCUUUAGUUAGCAUUAAAAUAGCAUCUGUUGCUUUUGAAUAGGUUGAACAGUUGUAACAACCAUUGUAUUCUCUCGCAUAAAUAACAAGUCGACUCCACAAUUCUAUGUG
Papaver somniferum (opium poppy) is the source of this 1997-nucleotide messenger RNA. Its product is annotated as premnaspirodiene oxygenase-like. The transcript is spliced from 2 exons. NCBI's taxonomy places the organism in Eukaryota, Viridiplantae, Streptophyta, Magnoliopsida, Ranunculales, Papaveraceae. Bases 131 to 1618 code for a protein of 495 amino acids. Gene Ontology annotation, molecular function: monooxygenase activity; iron ion binding; oxidoreductase activity, acting on paired donors, with incorporation or reduction of molecular oxygen. The record is from RefSeq and is a predicted model, not a curated record.